AUUUUUUCAGUACGAGUACUUACGGAAGAUUGUUGCACGUAAUCUUUAUCAUUUAUUUACAAUUUCUCAGAAAAGUACUUCUAUGAUUUGUAAUUUGUUGUUGCAACAUUAAUUAUGUAAAGUGUUUGUAAAGUGAUCAACAGCGACAUGGUCGCGAACUAGCGAGUUUUCAGUGAAAGGUGUAAAAAUGUUGUGGGGGUAAUUUGUGUGAUCAAGUAAGAGAUCAAUCAAAAUAAUGGUGCCCGCACCGAGCUGCCCAAAUACUUGGGAUUACUGGACGUCCUCGACGUCCGAGAAGGUCGACCUGAUAUGCCUGAUGCCCAACUCCGUGUAUAUGCCACUGACAGUGGGUUGGGAUGUAACACUGCAGGAUGUGAAGGAGGAAUUAUGGGAUCAAGCUGGGAAGUAUCCUCUAUUUGGGAUGCUACAUGAGAUGACUGGAUAUGUUUUCCAGUUCAUCAAUUCUUUAGCAGUUACUGAAGAAGUGGAUGAUGAGAAUAAACGCUUAAGAGACAUAAAACCUUCUUGUGGGGUUCUCCUAAUAAUAGAAAGGUCAAUUGAAAGGCCUGGAGAGCAUUUGUUGAACACACACAUCAGUAAUUUGAUAGGAAAGGGUUUAAAUGAAUUUGACAAUCUGAGAAGUUCGGAAGUAAAUGACUUUCGGAUGCGGAUGCGGUACCUCGCAGAAGAGAGUAUGAUCAAAAGGGCACAGAGCACAAGGCUAGAGAGACUACGGUAUAGAUGUCCGCCGAGACUGGCAGAUAGCCCGGCUGUGCCCGCAACACUUACAAGUCAUUUGAAUAAUAAUUGUUUUAUACUUGUCACCAAAGUUGCUAAUACGGAGUUUUCGUUCACGACUAACGUGCCAGUGUCACGUACGCCGCAGCAGCACAUCGACACUAUACUGAAGAAGAAAGUGAACUCCCUCAAUAUGCGGGGCGAAGACCCUCGCAGUUACGUGCUUAAGGUAUGCGGGAGGGAGGAGUAUCUGUUCGGCAAGGAGCCUCUCAUACAGUUCCUCUACAUCCAAGAGAUGCUGGCAAAAGACGGCGUGCCUCAAGUCAUGACAGUCAGUAUGGACAAGUUGACACUCGGCUGUGAUAUACCGAUAGACAGGCGGCAGACGCCCCCCGACUAUUCGAACACGAUACGCAAGAAAAAGAACCAGUACGAGUCGUCGUGGAAUAUUUACAAGAACUACACGUGUAUGGUGCAGAGUGUAAGGGGUUUGAAUAUCGACCCUGGACGACAAGUUGAGGUUGUGUGCCAAGCGGGUAUAUUUCACGGAGGCAAAGCUCUGUGCGAGGCUCAGAAGACGGUCGUUACUAAAGUGUCUAAUGGCGUCGCGGAGUGGGAUGAGGCGCUGCUCACAUUCCCCAUCAAAGUGUACAAUAUGCCGCGGAUGGCCAGGCUGUGCUUUGUCGUCUAUGAAAUAAAUAAAACCAAGGGAAAGAGACGGGGGAAAGACUCGAAGGAUUCUAUAAACAAGCUGGCGUGGGCGAACACGAUGAUCUUCGACUACAAGGAGCAGUUGCGCACGGGCGGGCUGACGCUGUACAUGUGGACGCACGUUGCGGACGAGACGCAGGGCGACGACUGGCUGCUGCACCCCCUCGGCACCGUCGUCUCCAACCCCAGCACCGACUCCUGCGCCGCGCUGCAGGUCUGCUUCUCAGAUUUCGAGUGUGAGUACCCGAUACUGUUCCCGAAGCAGGAGACGGUGAAGGCGUACGCGGACGACAUCGAGCUGGGCUCGCCUGACGUCAUCGCGCGCCUCAGCCGCGACUUCCAGCAGCUGCGGCUCACUGCCGAGAAGGACCCUAUGUAUGAAAUGCACGAACAGGAGAAGAAAGAUAUAUGGGCUUCCAGGGAGUACUUCCGCGCGGAGGCGCCGGAGCUGCUGCCGAAGCUGCUGGUGUGCGUGGAGUGGGGCGAGCGCGCGGAGGCGGCGAGCGCGGCGCGCAUGGUGGCGGGCUGGCCGCUGCUGCAGGUCGAGUGCGCGCUCGAGCUGCUGGACUACGCGUACGCGGACGCCGCCGUGCGCGCCUUCGCCGUCAAGUGCCUCGCUCACAUCAGGGACGAGAAUCUUCUGCUGUACUUGCUGCAGCUGGUGCAGGCGCUGAAGCACGAGUCAUACCUGAUGUGCGACCUCUCCGUCUUCCUGUUGCAACGCGCCUACAAUAACAUGACUAUUGGACAUUUCCUAUUCUGGCAUUUACGUUCGGAGAUGCACGUGGCGGCGGUGUCGGUGCGGUUCGGUCUGAUGCUGGAGGCGUACUGCCGCGGAUGUCAGGACCACAUCAACACGCUCAUGCGACAGAUCACCUGCCUCGAGAAACUUAAAUGGGCGAGCCAGUGCGUGCGCAAGAAGAAGGAGAUCUCGAAGGCGCGCGCGGCGCUGCAGCAACACCUGCAGGAGCAGCACUGCAUGGAGACGCUCUGUGACUUCGUGUCCCCGCUCACGCCCAGCCUGCUCUGCAAGAAGAUCAAGCCGGAGCGGUGCCGCGUGAUGGACAGCAAGAUGCGGCCGCUGCUGCUGGAGUUCGAGAACGUGGACCCCACGGGCGCCGACAUCCGCAUCAUCCUGAAGAUCGGCGACGACCUGCGCCAGGAUAUGUUCACGCUGCAGAUGCUGCGCAUCAUGGACCGCCUCUGGAAGAACGCUGGAUACGACUUCAGACUGAACCCCUACAACUGCAUAUCUAUGGAGUACGCGGUGGGCAUGAUCGAGGUGGUGGAAGAUGCGGAGACUGUCGCCAACAUACAGAAGCAGAGCGCACUCUUCAAUGCCGCUUCCACUAUAUAUAAAGCCAAUUUAUUCCAAUGGCUCCGUAAACAGAACCCUAGUGAGAGUGGGUUCAAUAAAGCGGUGGAGGAGUUUACGAUGAGCUGCGCGGGGUACUGCGUCGCCACAUACGUGCUGGGCAUCGCUGACAGGCAUCCUGACAACAUCAUGGUCAAGAAGUGCGGACAGCUGUUCCACAUCGAUUUCGGUCAUUUCCUUGGCCAUUUCAAGCAGAAGUACGGGUUCAAGCGCGAGCGCGUGCCCUUCGUGCUCACACACGACUUCAUACACGUCAUCAACAAGGGCCAGCGCGCCUCCGGAGUCAAUGAGGCAUUGGACUUUAAAAUAUUCAAGGAACAUUGUGAAACGGCAUUCAAAAUCUUGAGGAAGCACGGCCACCUGAUCCUGUCCCUGUUCUCCAUGAUGAUCUCCACAGGCCUGCCCGAGCUGCGGUCAGAGAAAGACUUGCAGUACCUCAGGGAGACAUUGGUGAUGGAUUUAUCAGAAGAGAAAGCGUUGGAGCAUUUUAGACUAAAGUUCAUAGAGGCGGUGAAGAACUCGUGGAAGGCGUCCGUCAACUGGGCCAUUCACAACAUUGACAAGAACAACUGACAGUGACCCGUCAGCAGGCGGCUGAAGCGGCAGCCGUCGAAGCA
Molecule: messenger RNA, 3441 nt
Organism: Papilio polytes (common Mormon)
Lineage: Eukaryota; Metazoa; Arthropoda; Insecta; Lepidoptera; Papilionidae
Gene: Pi3K92E
Product: phosphatidylinositol 4,5-bisphosphate 3-kinase catalytic subunit delta isoform
Exons: 19
Coding region: 236-3397 (1053 amino acids)
Biological process (GO): phosphatidylinositol-3-phosphate biosynthetic process; phosphatidylinositol-mediated signaling; cell migration
Cellular component (GO): plasma membrane; phosphatidylinositol 3-kinase complex; cytoplasm
Molecular function (GO): 1-phosphatidylinositol-3-kinase activity; 1-phosphatidylinositol-4-phosphate 3-kinase activity
Source: RefSeq, a predicted model, not a curated record